AUGGUUCACACAAAUCAGUCAAAGGUUUUUGCCUAUGACAACUGCUUCUGGUCCAUCGAUGAAUCUCAAAAAGACAAGUUUGCAGGUCAGGAUGUGGUGUUCCAGUGCCUUGGGGAGAGUCUGCUGGACAACGCCUUCAUGGGAUACAAUGCCUGCAUCUUUGCUUACGGACAGACAGGCUCGGGGAAGUCGUACACCAUGAUGGGCACAGCGGAGCAGCCAGGUCUGAUCCCUCGGCUGUGCAGCUCCCUGUUCAGCAGGACGGUGAAGGAGGCGGGGGAGGAGGAGCAGUUCACUGUGGAGGUGUCCUACAUGGAGAUCUACAACGAGAAGGUCCGAGACCUGCUCGACCCCAAAGGAAACCGCCAGGCUCUGAGAGUGAGAGAGCACAAAGUGAUGGGGCCUUACGUGGACGGCCUGUCCCGCCUGGCUGUGGCCUGCUACACGGACAUCGAGUCUCUGAUGUCAGAGGGAAAUAAAUCUCGCACUGUUGCCGCCACCAAUAUGAACGAAGAGAGCAGUAGAUCCCACGCUGUGUUCAACAUCAUCCUCACACACACACUCACGGACCUGAAGUCUGAGACGAGUGGAGAGAAGGUGAGCAAGCUGAGUCUAGUGGAUCUGGCCGGCAGCGAGCGGGCGGCGAAAACCGGAGCAGCGGGGGAACGUCUGAAAGAAGGCAGCAACAUCAAUAAGUUACAAGGGGAUUUGUCUGACAUAUUUAGGAUCAGUGAAACCAGCCCCGCCCAGAGAGAAACUGCUGAAUCUACCUCCAUCCGCCAUCGUCGUUUCCUCUGUGUCUCAGACCUGCUAACACAGCAGGAGUUCUCACAAUCAUCAGAGGAUUUCAAGACGCACACAUGUUGCUUUGUUUACACCUAG
Notothenia coriiceps (black rockcod) is the source of this 882-nucleotide messenger RNA. Its product is annotated as kinesin-like protein KIF13B. Gene Ontology annotation, biological process: microtubule-based movement. NCBI's taxonomy places the organism in Eukaryota, Metazoa, Chordata, Actinopteri, Perciformes, Nototheniidae. Bases 1 to 882 code for a protein of 293 amino acids. The record is from RefSeq and is a predicted model, not a curated record. Gene Ontology annotation, molecular function: ATP binding; microtubule motor activity; microtubule binding. The transcript is spliced from 9 exons.